CCAGACGACUGCGCUCACUGAUCAAUACUGCAGAUGCUGAUCAAUGAUGAGCAGGGGUCCGUUUCACAAAGCAGGUUUAGUGAAAACUCUGAGUCUGUUAACCCUGAAAUGAGGGAAACUCUGAGUUUUCCGUUUCACAAAGGGAGGUAACUCAAACCAGAGAAAGAGAGGUAACUCUAGCCUGUUUCACAAAGAGAGGUAACUUAAGCUCUCGGUCAGUUACCGUAGUAACAGACUCUCUGAACCUAACCUGGACCAGGUUUAUAUCAAUGAACCUCGAGUUUCUCUGCGUCUCCGCCUCUUUCAGAGGCCGCAUGUUUAUGAAGGAGGUAGAUGAGUAGAUGCUUAACAUGCAGAACAAGGACAGCAGUUACUUUGUUGAAAGGAUCCCCAACAAUGUCAAGACCGCUGUCUGUGACAUUCCCCCCAGAGGCCUUAAGAUGGCUUCCACCUUCAUUGGCAACAGCACAGCCAUUCAAGAGCUGUUCAAGCGCAUCUCUGAGCAGUUCACGGCUAUGUUCAGACGCAAAGCUUUCCUCCACUGGUACACCGGGGAGGGUAUGGAUGAAAUGGAGUUUACUGAGGCUGAGAGAAACAUGAAUGACCUUGUGUCAGAAUACCAGCAGUACCAGGAUGCUACUGUUGACGAAGAGGGAGAGUUUGAGGAGGAGGAGAAUUUGGCCUAA
Cololabis saira (Pacific saury) is the source of this 686-nucleotide messenger RNA. Its product is annotated as tubulin beta chain-like. Gene Ontology annotation, molecular function: GTPase activity; GTP binding; structural constituent of cytoskeleton. Gene Ontology annotation, biological process: mitotic cell cycle; microtubule cytoskeleton organization. Lineage: Eukaryota; Metazoa; Chordata; Actinopteri; Beloniformes; Belonidae. Gene Ontology annotation, cellular component: cytoplasm; microtubule. The record is from RefSeq and is a predicted model, not a curated record. The transcript is spliced from 2 exons.